Molecule: messenger RNA, 33411 nt
Organism: Spirometra erinaceieuropaei
Lineage: Eukaryota; Metazoa; Platyhelminthes; Cestoda; Diphyllobothriidea; Diphyllobothriidae
Source: the annotation of a GenBank genome assembly
AUGGCAGCCCCUUCCUCUUCUCCAGUCCACUUUGACGAGGCAAUAGGGCCAGCCAACGACGUCCAAAUCGCAGAAAACAGAGGAAUGCUUAACAAGGACCACUGUGCCAUAAUUCAGGGCCUCGCAGAGUCCUCCGCCAGUUCCCCCAGGGAACAAAUCGCUGCUGACUUAGAGCAAUUCCAGAAACUCCUCAAUGAAAUGCUGCAACCAACAGAAGACGCCACAGUCCUAAAGGCGUUUCGUCUUGGUAGCCGUACAAAUGCCGCUCCGAAGACGCGACCACGACCCCUAAAAAUCGUCCUUGGUAGCAAUGAGCAGGCGAAACUAAUACUUUCCAGGCGUUUUCGAUUGAAGCAUUCCCAUAAAGGAGUGUUUUUUCAGCCGGACUACUCACCAGCCGAGAGAAUGAAACGCCGCGAACUUGUCCUAGAAUUGAGAACACGGCAAACCAACGGAGAGAAAAACUUGACAAUCUACAAAGACCGGAUUGUCAAACGACAUUCCGCUCCCCUCUGGAUCAAGCCGAUCCGAAUGACUGCACAGCUACCCCAGAAGCCCGUGUCGGGUUUGAAAACAAAUCUCGCAUGAACUAGAAACUUAUAUUCAUGUAUACCAACGCGCAAAGGGUACUUUCUAAACUGGACGAACUCCGUAUCCAUACCUACGACCUCCAUCCAGAUGUUAUCUCAAUAACAGAAACAUGGUUGUCCGAACAGGUUGAUGAUAGAGAGCUUAUGCUCCCUGGAUUUCAACUGUUCCGCCGAGACAGAGAAAACAGAAGGGGUGGAGGCAUAAUAACAUUUGUUAAGAACGGCUUGCACGUUUCAGAAAAAACUGCCCAACUGACUUGUAGUACCAAAGCAUUAUGGCUGACCAUAAGGGCACCGGGCUCUCAAAGUCUCGAUAUCUUGACAGUAUAUCGCCCCCCGAGAAAUGACCCUGACGCUGAUGCCCAACUGCUAGAGGAGCUCAGAUUAUUUUCAACGCGGCCGACCACUCUCAUCGUUGGAGAUUUUAAUGCACCCUAGUGUUUUCUCUUGAUACUGUCAAUGGAUAGGCAAACUUUCUAGUAUAACCGGAUUGGAUUCCAAUUCAUACUAAAAUGUUUAAGGCACACGGUUAGUUCUGGGGAAAGGUAGUCAUUUAUGUGUAAGUAUUUUUUAAUUUAUUUACCAAACUUUGUGUUCUUUAAAAACGACCUUUUUACUGGCUUAAAACUCUGGGGGACACAGCAUGGACAGACGUUGUGUGGAGGGAUCUAAUUGCGAAACUCACAACAUUUCAUUAGUAUGUACAGCCACUGGAAUUUAGAAUCUCAAAUUUAAUUAUCUGGUGUGAUGAUAAUUUCUUUUAGAUAACGGAUCUUCUCCGAUGUCACAAUAGCCAUUUACGCUGAAACUGGCAUAGAAGUAACGGAAGCCUCUUAGUUUUUAUUGAAUUUUUCUAGAAAUCUGGUAGCAAUAUUGCUUCAGCCGUCUUCUGCGCAUAGUAAAAACGAAGUCAAGAAGACCGGAAAGGGACGUGGGCGCAGUGAAUGAAGAUGAGCAGUGCGUACAUAAAAAUACAGGCUGCUCACAUAUGAGCCACCCAACACCCCUGAAUGAAACUAUGGCCUGAAGUAAAACUUAAAUAAAAAUUGGCGAAAUUAUUCCUAACAGACACAACGAAACGCUUCCACAGAUGUGGAAUUCCAUUUGAAACAGUAUUCUUAUUUUUUCGAUCGCAAUAAGCGUCAGGAACAUUGAUUGGCAGCCUUAAACGGUCGAUCGUACCCUCAAAACGAUGAGCUAUAAUGAUAACACACGGGUUGCCUCUCCAUUGUCUCGCAUCUGAGCUCCCACGCGCUUAUAGCGUGCGAGAAUAGGUGGUAGAGCUUAAGCUCCGCCUUUCUAUCUAACAGCCGAGUCAUUUCCAAGUCGUUAUUAUGGUAGCACUUUUUACGGAAAUUAAAAAGCCGCAAUUUCUGAUUUUGAGUAACUACUAGAAAGCAGACAUGGAAUGCUACACGAGUAAUUGAGAAGGGGUUAGUCGAACCUCAUUUUGUAGCAGUACCUGUAGUAGACAUGUAUCAGCCAAUACUUAACCCUAGCCGCAACCCCUAACCUUAAUCCCUAACACCUCAUCCUCACCCCUAAUCCCAACCCCUAACCCUAACACUUAGUCACUAAACCUAAUCCCUAACAGGUACGGCUACGAAAUGAGAUCUUGCAAGAAAUUCAAUGAGAAAUCAACAUACUAUUGCUCACCAAGUAACUAGGGCUUACGCAUUAGGUUAAUAAAUGUUGCCACCAGUUAAAACCUCCUGUUUCCAUUUGAGAACACGUCGAAAAGUCAAAAAAUAGUUAAUGAGUGUCCACGACUACUGAAUUAUCGCCUUCCUCUUGGGAAUUACGUGGCGAACGCGUAAAACGCAGACUAAUCCCGGUAACAUCUAUAAUAAAGAUAUAGGGAGAAUAUACCUCCAACCGCAGGACGAAUCGCCAACAUAGAAUUUCGUCCCUUUAAUCUCCCUCUAAUGAGUCUAAGAAAAUGUCUCUGGGAACGUACUGAGUGGUGUUUCUUUCGCCGGGACCAUUUCGUUACCCCCAAUUGCAAAAUGGUAUUUUAACGAGACGAAAUGCAUUGCUUGGACGGUUUUACAACUUUUGGGAAACGCCCAACUGCAAAAAUGGGGUAUUUACUCGGAUGCGUUACGCUGUUGUAGUCAAAUACGUGUCCGGGAUUUUUGAGUCCCUAUCGCAGCAGUAACUUAAACAAACUGAGAAGCCUGCUAUUUUGCCAGUAAGGCGUACUUCACAAAGUUGACCAAGCUCCAACCAUGAAGAUAACUCCUUGGCAUAAUCCCUUAGCCUGCAUCCAGAUCAGUUCAACUAUCCUACUUUUCCUCGCUUUUCCAGAUUACGAAUCUGAGGCCCACCAUCUACAGCUGCUCAGCUUUGACGAUCCUGAAAAUUGUCUGCAAGAGUUUAGGGUUUUUCAUCUCCGCAAAACGAUGAAGUUUGCCAUUUUUUAUGCCACCCAGAGGACUAAUGAGGAAAUGACCGAGAAUGACGUUCAAUUGUUCGUCCACGCCGUCGAAGGCUGCAGUCUGCGAGAAGACGUACGUAAUCAGGCUCUCCUUAAGGCUCUAAUUGAGGCUGAAAAUCUUGCCCUACUCCCAUACAGUUUCACCGUACUCAUCGGACCAGCAUUGCCUGCAGAUUGCAACUUUGUUUCCGACUGGGUCAGACAGGGCGAUGUUGCCGACCUCAUUGGUCUCUACCAAAUUCAAUAUAACUGUCGUCUGAAUGGGUUGGUUCAACCGUCUGUGCAAUUAAACAUUUCGAAUCCGGGGGAAAAAUCGGCAAGAGACAUGGUGGCCCUCUCGAUGACUAUCCAGAUUUCCACAUUGCUAUCAUCCUUAAAUGUGCUUCUGCGACACUACGGUUGGCAGAGAAUUGCAAUCUUCUAUGAAGUAAGUCUGGAAAGCCUGCAGAAUAUACGCUUGGCGGAACGUUUUCGGGGUUUUUUUUCUUACUUGUCAGCGGCUACGGAAACCCUGAACAUUGUGGCCUUUCGAAGCCUUCGUUGGGGUUCGCAGCCAAGUUGGUAUCUGCAAAAUUUCACCAAGCCCGUCGAUGGUGAGUAAAGUUUGGUUCAGUAAAUUAACAAAAGGUCAUCGUGACAACAAAACCUGCAGUUAAGCGCAAUUUCCGCCAUGUAUUCUAGCAGAAUUAGGUUUUCUUUACUAGUCUUGUCCGUAAAUAGAAUGCAUAUAUGUGACUAAACAUUUACAUCAAACCAGGCAACAGUCACAUUUUAUUUAACAUGUGGGAAUUAACUACAAGACAUAAUUUUCUCGAAAAUUUGAAAAUGAACCUUUUUGUGAACCUAUUACGCAGCGGCUGAUCGUCUGUUGCGCCCUUGUUGUAGAAUCCUCUCUCACGUGUGAUACAGUUAUCUCUGCAUUAUGGUUAUCUGUUAGUUUGUGGACAAACGCCUUCUGACCUUAAAGCUUUUAACUUGAAUCGAUCGUCCGCAGGUCAACAGAGCUCAGUUCCGAUGCCGCUGAUAAACCUCCAGGCUGCACAAGAGAGGGUUAUCGGCGAAAUGUUUUAAAAAUUAGACUUCAAGAAGAUUCCUCAAGUCGAACAUGCACUCAUGAUUACGGAAGUUCUUAGUUGCCCGGAGGACAUAAUAAAAUCUGGGAACUACCGCCAUGCGUAGCUCCUGGACAUGUUUGUAUUCCAAUACGAUUAAAUAGAAAGACGAUCUAAUAAAAGACAAGUUACUGCAAGACAACUGUUUACAUUUCCCAGCGAUACAAGGAGGAACGCAAAAAGGAGGAAUUGAAAAAAGCAUGUAGGUACUGACGCAACAGUGCUCGGAGAUUUGUUUGUUUUGUUUAAAAGAAAACAGUGUGCGCCACGAAUUACGCUGUUGAAAAACUGAUCGUCAGCUCUAACCUUAACGUUGUGCAUUUUGGAAGGUCUUGAAGCCUAUCACAGUGUCCGGUAAGAUGCAGUUAUGUAGCCCCACCUGAUGGACAUAAUACUGUUGAGGUUAUGGCUAGGGGUUAGGGUUUGGGUUAGAGUUAGGGGUUAGGACCACUAGCUCUAAACCACUCAAAGUACGACCCCGUAUUCCCAGGGGCUCCGUGACGAGUCGUCAAAACGCAAGUGUACACAGUAAAUGAAAGAGGUUUAAGAGCAAGAUUGCCGUCAGACUCAAAAAUCACAAAAUCUACUGACGAAUUUUCAAAAUCGGACGAACUCGCGGUAGUGUCUGUAAUAUUAAAAGGAGAAAACUAUCAGAUCUAGACGGGAAAUAUUAGAUUCAGCCCUGAUAUUGCGGCACACAUGCAUCAACUUGCAAGCAAUUAAAAACUUACCUUUAUAACCGAACAAAGAUUAGAUGAGUCGCCAUUGUCAUUAACUAACUAGUUAAUUCAUCCCUAGUAAAUGCAUGUGCUAACAAAACCCUUAUCCCAGAACAUACUCUACUCUGUUGUUGUUGGAUCUGCCGAUGUUGGUGAUAAUGGGUGUCGACGGAGUAGGGAGGCUGUUAGCAAGAAUUCCAUCGCCGGGUUCAGCAGAUUUUGACUAUUUGUAGGUUGUGAACCGGCGUAACCAGUUGGCCGGUUGUCCCAGUUUUAAUCUAUGGAGUUCUUUAAAUUCCACCUUUUGAGGUCAGGCCAAGUUAACUUUCUCAGUAGCCAAUAACGUUGUACAAUCAAAUGGUCGUAAUAACUUGGGCAACUUAUAGAACUCCGAUUGUUCACAAAGGACUAUCGUUUGCAUGUGAGCAAUACAAUUGAGGUGACUUUGAAUGAACAAGGCUUUCGAAUCAAAACGUCCUAAGCGAUUUUCAGUCUCUUGGUUCUUCAUGGGUACAGUCCGUCCUUACAUCACACCCGUGAGGCCAAUUUUUGUCAGCGGUCCCUAAUGCGCUAUGCUUUUGCACAACUCAAACGCUAAAUUUCGAAUGCUGCUCAAAAUUGUAUUUUCGCUACCCAAUAAAGAUGUGGGUAGGCGUUUAUUUGGGUUACAUAUUACUCUGUGUGAACGCAGGCUCAGAUGGGAUUAAGAUGUCUGAGAAGGAUACGUUCAUCGAGCCGCCAUUGCAUCUCCAUUUUGAAUGAAACCAACCUAGCGUUUACCUGCUCUUUUGUAGUUAUCUGAGAAUUAGAUCGAACAUCAAGGCCGAUGUCAAAGAUCGCUCCGAUCAAAUUAGCUAAAUAAUUGUUUACGGUGAAGCCAUGCUUGCCUGUGUGCGAGCUGUCGUAAGGACUCGUCAGACCAAGCUAUAAAGCCCCGAUUCACAAAACUGCAUCCUCACUGGGUAGUUGAGAAAUUUCACGGGAAAUUCUCGACUGUGAUUGUAAAUAGCGAUUUCUCUGGUGCACGCUCGAUUUAGUAGCUCUAAACUCACAACUGAGGCAAAAGUUUAAAUUAAAACCAUUACUUAAAUAACAUAAAGAGAUUACUUUUCCUAGUCAUAAAAUAUGUGCAACAUUUUGUAAAAUACGGAGCAGGGAAGGGGGUUUUAUUUUCAAAACUCUAUCCAGAUACCAAGUGCCUUUAGUGCAUAGUUUUUAUUUGAUGAUUUCAUUUCAACCACCCUCUAAUGUUUUAUGGUAAGGCGUCAGCCACUUUCGAAAUCGGCAGAUUUAAGGCAAUUUACUCACGCCCUUCCCAAGCUUUUCCUCCUCUUUUUUAUGGACAACGUAAACACAGUGGAAGGUUUUAAAAUGUGCAUUAAAAUUAAGUCUUCCAUUAAAAUAGCUUACUUGAGCGCGUGGUAUUCAGGUUAGAGUAAUUGGAACAACGUAGGCGUGAUGGAGGGCGUUUGUAAAUCUGGAGUACUCGAUGGGUCGCUAUAGUUAGGAACACCUUCCAUCCAGUCACGAAAUCCAUACACUGUGACUAUCGCUGACUCCGAAGCAGUAUCAAAGUAAAUAAAAUAAUGACACAAACUGAUCUGUCAUGUGUUAGCUGCCGAAAAUCGUAGGUCGCAAAUUCCCCGGCCAAAAGAUGCCUUUUGUCACUUCUCCGUUAAUGAAAACCCAGUGAAUUUAACGUGAAGAAGCACUACUACACCUUUUGAACACGUGCUAAAUUUAUUUUCGGAACAAAAUCUCUGAUUGUCCGCUUCAGGGUAGCAGAAUAUUGAAAUGUAAAUGCAUCAACUGCAGUCAUAUUUGGGAGAGAGUUAUUGGAACGAGGGCAUACUUAAGGUUUAUUUGAUGCAUUUUAAUACACGAAAAACAUGAUUUCCUCAUCUUUCCCUUUUUAUAGCCAUUUUACUGAUAGCCAGGCCACCUAUGGCCGCUUUCUUCCUCUCUGCUGUCUCACAUAUGGCACCAAUUAGAGAAGGCCGCAUCGCCAUCAUUCAACUCGACCCCUCCAGUGCUAUAACCUACGAUGUCCUACGCUUUUGGAGAUUGGUGCUCUCAAAUUCGUCCGUCCUCGGAGCUGCCUGUCAGAGUCUUAUCAUUAUGAGUGCCCUACCCACGGGCGCUGGGUACGAUGUCUCGUCAGGCAUUUUAGAUUCUGUAAGUGCCAGUUGAAAUCGAGUGAGACAAGUUGAAGGCUGCUUCAUACGUUAGAUUGGUGUCCGGUAGGGUCAACAGGGUUUCUACCUUCAAACUACCGCACUGACUCGAACCAGACAAGAAGAAUACACCUAAUCGCACUCCGGCUAAUGAAAAGCGUGCAGACAUGAACUCAGUCAUCAACGCUGUCGUCUCUGCUACCACUUGGGAUCAAUGCUUGUAAAGAAAUGUUUAAAAAUAAUCUAUUUUCCGACUGCUUUUUGUGGUACACAGUUUAGGAGAUACUACGUAAAGCGGAUAUAAUCGAAUUAUUUUCCACGCUUCUAUUCGUACAGUUUAUAGGUCGCUCUCAGGCUCGAUGAACAGAUAAUAAUAGAUAGGUGAAAAAAGUUAAAAACUCAGAAAAUGAAACCAGUACUUCUCCGUUUUCAUUUAACUCUCCGCCUAUAUUUCCAACGUGGAUAACGGCCUCCGUCUCUGUUUAAUCUACUUUCACCCUACCUUAAACUAUAUCGAUUUGAGGUCAUUGAUAGUAUAAGCUUGCCCGACACAUUAGUCAACGACUGUGGCCAAUUGUGCUAAGUGCAACGAAUCCUCCCCGGACUUCCGACCUUGACGAUUCCCCCACUAACUUAUGGUCACCGGAAGUUUGUAAAUCCGUCAGAAAGGUGCUACAGCCAAAGCAAAACGGUUUCAAGUUUUAAUGGUGGGGCAUUUUGAGGUUGAGGUUUUCACGUUAUAACGUAGCAUCGGGUAGGUAAGGCGUUAUAAAGGACUAAUUUCCUCAGGAAUCUUGAGCGGAGGAUGGAGAAACAAGGAAUUUUAGAUAACACAGCGCUCGAUUGUAGGUUAGUCUUUUCAUAGAAGUAUAUUGAUUUUAAACCGCUGCUUAACUGGACACCAUCAAUAUGUAUUUCAUAACUCAUUUAUGCACUUGUUAUUUCGCAGAAGAUAAUGGUUUCAGCUGCAUCGGCAGUCGCAAUGGCAAUCAGACUUACCUACCUGAACUUGAAGGCAAACGGCGGAGUUCUGCCGGAAGACGCGGAUUUCUUCCAACCCUUGAUGGAUGAGCCCGUGGAUGUCCCGGUGUUGCCCAACAUUACCUUCAGAUUCUCAAGGGACGGGGACACCUUUUACGACUACUAUGACUUCUACUUCUUCAGUCUGAGUCAGAAGAUUUGCGAUGGGAGUGCGAAUUCCUCUCAAACGCCUUAUGAUGAGAUUUUCGAACUCACCUCUGUUAUUAUGUGGCCUUUGACGCAACUGGUCGAGGUGCAAACAAAGAUUUGGCCAAACGGAAGUGAUGGACCAAAUAGAAAUUACUGCCUGCUAACAGGAUGUCAUGGCUGUAUGUAUUCAGUUUAUUUCCUCCAGUGUUGAAUCAAAGUACGUAAUGUGUGUGUGCCCCUCAAACGGGCCGCGUGCUAAAUGCGCUGGACCAACGGGGGGAGGGGGUGGCAACAUCGGACACUGGCAGGCGUUAUCUUUGAACAAUAACAAAUGCCGACAUUCACGGGGUGCGUUGGCAGACCCUGUUGUCGUAGUCGUCGCACGGCUGGGACCACUGCCACCACCCCAUUGUUUUGGCGGUCAAUAUCCUGGUCAUUUGUUGUGUGGACAAGGGAGUGCGGAGUGGAGUGCCAAGGUGAGGAUCCGUCCAAGCUACCCACCUGCGUCCUCACGCGUCUUCGGUCUUCUUGGCUCUGUCUUGACACCAAACUCAGGCGGAGGAGGAGGAGAGAGUGUGAUAGAUGCAGCGCAAGUAUACUAGCACUAUAAACCCCUGUGCCUUUGCUCCGACUAUCUGCUGUGGGGCAUACGGUGGACAUCGUUAGACACGACCGUCGAACUAUCGUGUUUGUGUCUGUGUGUGUGUGUGUGUGUCACAAAUCGUGUAGCUGGACAUACGAACUCCGACACUUUGUGGAUUAUCAUGACAUGCUGAAGUGUUGAGCGUGAGAAACUGCCAAAUUGACAGGAAAGCCACCAGUCUUCGGCAGUGAGGAUUAGGCUCCCAUCACGUCAAGUGUUGCUCUUAUGACAACCGUCACCUUGUGAUAUCCGCACGUGAUCCGAAUUGACUAGGGUUUGGGUAGGGCCCCAGCAUUUAUGUGUCACGCGUAAACUGCGGGGUUGGCGCCGAGGCCAAUGCACGCGAACACGUCUCCAGUCGGACUGGCGCGAACUCGCACCUGGUAUACUAUGUACAAGGGGGCAGACAUUGAGGCUGAUCAAGCCCUCCUUCCUCCUUAUUAUAAAUUUCGAUGCGACUGAAAAGGGUCCCUCCAUAAACUGUGGUACAGCAUGUUUGCUGGAUAAACUUGCGGUCUGCGAAACGGCUGCAAUGGCUGCCUGUCGCGAUCCGCGAUAUCUGACGCAUGUGUCUGGGAAUCAGCGGGUGUUGUGUGAGUCGGUGACCGAUUUCAUGACAUUUUGCUAUUCUUAAGUACGAUUUCAAUUAGGAAGAAUCACCUAGGUGGAUUUGAAUUACGAACUAUCAUGCGGCAUAAUCCCGUGAUAUUUCAGACACAUUACCGUGUCGACCCUUGAAUGUACACCCUUUUGCAGCCUGCCCAGAUCAUACUACUUAAGUAGCGAACAUUUUUAGUUGACCUUUAAUGUCAUUAUAUAUUCAAAUCUUUCAUUUUGCCUCUGAGUGAUCAUUUCAGCGGCUUCAGUAAAGUGGUACCCACGCCACACAUCAAUGGAAAAAAUGCAUGCUAGUGACGUAGUCGCUUUUUGGCCGAGUGCGGUUUCUGCUGGCCACUGAUAAAAAAUAACUUCAAAAGUCGACAUCUUAGCGUGCUUGAAAGGUCACGGGAUUAUGCCACACGAUAAUCAGUAAUUCAACCCCACCUAAGUAAUCCUCCCUAGUAAUAAACGCGUUUCGGAAUUCCGGCCAACAUUUCAUGAUGUCGGUCACGGAUUGUAGACGCGGAUUCGACCAGUUGGUCAUAUCUUGCAGUUAGAAGGUGGUGCCUUGGAGGAAAUAAGCUAGCUUACGCGAAUAUCUCCCUAACGGUGUUAACCUCAAAGGAAAGUCACCACUGCAUUCUCGAAGCAUCGGAAAGCAGCAUUGGUGACGGAUGACGAACUGCCACAACGAGAAAUCAUCAAAAACGUACGUUUGUUCAACAGAUUGAUUUAAAGAUUAGCAUAAUGGGUCCUCUACUAAUUUCUAAGACACAGAUGCCAGUAGUACCAUAUGUCGCGCGGUCCACCGUUGUCAGCCUUCAAAGACGUGCAUACCGGAUACCAUGCUGACGGACAACUUGUACUAACUGUCUUUUUAAUGAUAAUAUCAUUGCUUUUCAUUAACUUUCUUCUUUGUAUAUCGCUUUUUAUGUGUUCUGAUUCUGUUCUGUUUACAAUAGACAUACUUAUCUCUCAUAGGACCUUUUGUCCUUUUUGGAUUGAUUUCAGUUUUCCAACUGCCUAAGAUUAAGCAAGUCAGCCAAUUUCGCAUUUUUCAUAUGUUUUUAAGUCGCGCGCUCGAUUUUCGACAAACGUUGGCUAACUUAAACUGGACAAUAGCGUAAAUAAAACAGCAUUUCUUUCUCAGGGAGUAUUCUGCCCACCGCCUCUUUUAGUCGAACUCAUGAAACCCUUAUUAGCGCUAUUUCAUUAUAAGUGGUGUCUUUGCUUCCCUUUUUGUGAAUGCGGAUGCGUAAGAUACCCUUGACAACGCCGCAUCUUCUUUCAUUACACUUUGUGAAGUUUAGCAAUGAGUGGACAGAUGUAAUUGCUUCUACUAGUUGUACCACCUGCUCAAUAGUAUAGCCCGUUGUUGGCACUGCAGCAGUUAUACUUAUCACUACAGGAACAAGAGUUAAUAAUACUUGUAAUAGUCAAAAUAACAUAACUACCGAAGUGAGUAGAAAGCGCUUUGAAAAAGAGUCACCAACGUCAGUAACGCCUCGACCACUUCCUCCUACUUGCCUGUUGUUAUGACAAAUACAAGCACUGUAUCAGGGGUCAUUGUUUAGGUAGACAUUUGUGUCACUCAUUACGUCGCUGUCAAACUGAAAAUAUUGUCACUUUUUAAUUUCCUGAGAAAUUUUGUGCGAAGUAGGAGUAGAUCAGUAUAUUCAAGGUCUAUAGGCACAGACCGAGAAUUUUAUACAUGAAUAUUUGGGCCAAAGUCCAUCAGCCACAGCGGGUAACCGCGUAAUAUUCAUUAACUGCCUACAGGCAGCUAGUAGUAUAAUCUAGGGUAAGGUGACACCAUACUAACAGCACAGGUACUAGCCAAAAGCCCAUACACGCGUGUUUCGCCGACGUUUUGCCGCUGCAUGGCGCAGCUGCGAGGGGUUCGGCUCGUCAGUGGGUCCCCCAGCAUUCCCCGUGUGUUUUCUGGUAGAUACUCCAAUUUAGAAAUUGUCACUUUUAAAUUUCCUGAGAAAUUUUGUGCGAAGUAGGAGUAGAUCAGUAUAAUCAAGGCAGUUAAUGAAUAUUACGCGGUUACCCGCUGUGGCUGAUGGACUUUGGCCCAAAUAUGCAUGUAUAAAAUUCUCGGUCUGUGCCUAUAGACCUUGAAUAUACUGAUCUACUCCUACUUCGCACAAAAUUUCUCAGGAAAUUUAAAAGUGACAAUUUCUAAAUUGGAGUAUCUACCAGAAAACACACGGGGAAUGCUGGGGGACCCACUGACGAGCCGAACCCCUCGCAGCUGCGCCAUGCAGCGGCAAAACGUCGGCGAAACACGCGUGUAUGGGCUUUUGGCUAGUACCUGUGCUGUUAGUAUGGUGUCACCUUACCCUAGAACUGAAAAUAGUUUAGGCGAAGGUCAGCCUGAUUCACACAUAAUUUAAUUAAACGCGGAUUAUGGGUGAUUGGUGAGCAAACCGGAAUUGAUUAAGCCAACGCUUAUCUCGAAAUCAGCUGCACAAGCCUAGCUUAGGAUUCAGCCCGGCUUGUUUAAAUAAGUGAGAAUUCCUCUACCGAACGAGCCCCAACAAAUAAAACAUUAAUAGGCUAGGCAGAUUUUGGGGGAUUUUAAAAUGCUUUGAUUUUUUCCAUUGCUUUCCUGAAUGGUCAAUUUUUAAUCCACGAAGCCAAUAUCUCAACACUGAUCAUUUUGCUGACGGUCCAAAUUUCGUGUGCAAUGGUUUUGGCAAUCGCAGUUGGACACUUCUUCAGGUUAGUGGGCCAUCUCAUCGAUGAAUAAAUUAGUGUUUAAAAGCCUAAAUGGCAUCUGAUAGAAGAUUUAUUAUCUAAAGGCAUCAUCAAAGAAUUAUAAAACUACGAAAAGACAACAACAAGCUCGUUUUGUAUCCGGAUGACGUUCGUGUGGUUAAAUCGGCUUCGAAACGGAAAUCAUCGGUACGUUUGUUUCCAGUGGCGAUGAAAUUCUUGCUUUUAUUACCCAAGAAAAACUGCUGCAUGAAUGAUAACUUCCAAAAUCACUUUGCAGAUCUGAAGAGAAUACUCAUAUUAAGGUGUUUCCAUCAUUACUAACAAUGAAGGCAUGGAGACGGAGUUUAAAUGUUACUGUGUUUUAGACGAUCAGAAGAUUGAUGAUCAGUGGCAAAAGGUAUGAUUCCGCAGUGAAUACGCAGCCGGCCACAGAACGACAGAGCUAGCAAUGUAGGAUUCCCAGUUUGGUCCUUUUUGUGAAAUCUUCUUGCUCGGAAGCGCGGUCCUCCUGGUAAUAGGAGAAGUCCAGGUGCGAGCGACACGGGAACCGUGAGGACAGAGGUUUUACUGUUGGGGCUAGGGGGAGGCACGGAAGAAUGAAUGUGCUAGUUUGUUUUAAUGGAUACUAAACUCUCAGCGUAAGCAGCAUUCAAUACGGAAAAUUCGCUGUAAAAGACCACUAAAAGUCAAGUCUACUAAGAAUUGUUGCUUUUCAAUUUCCUUAGAAAUUGCCUAGUGUCUCGAAGUAGAUCCCUUUACUCUAUGUUCCGUGGCCGCAGAUGGAAAUUUGAUGCAUGACUGUUUAGGCCGAAUUCUAUCAGCCAUCGAGGAAUAACCGCAAAAUAUUCAUUUACCGUCCACAGCCAGCGAUUAGUAUGUUUUUAGAGUUAAGUAUGCCAUACCAGCAACACGCGUACUAGCUAAAAUUUCCGUUUGCGCCCAAAGAUUGAGCUACUCCAGUUAGCGGCUUAUUUCUGGGGAAAUUAAAAAGCAACGAUUCAUAAACUGGAGUAUCUACCAAAAAGCACGCGGGAUGCUGGAGGACCUACUGAAGAGUCAAACACCUCGCCCAAAUAUUCAUACAUCGGACGGAACCCAUAGAUGAAAGUUGUAGGAUGGCGGAUGCAAAAUGGCAUACGCCUCAACCCAAAACACUAGGCUUAGCCUAAAAUCUAAAUCCCGACUAUAAACGCUAACCCUAAAUCCAAACGCAGAAACCUAACCCCAACACUAAUUAUGACUUCUAACCCUUACUCUGAUCCUAUACCCAACCUUAACACUAAGUACUAACCAUGGCUAUAAAUCCCCGCCAUGAACCUCACAACCUAGCUCAAACUCCUAAAUCCUGGCCCUAACCCCAAGCUCUAAGCUCUAACUCUAGGUCCUGACCCUGAAGUCUAGCCAUAAUCCUAAACUCUAAACCCUAAUCCUAGGUCCAAACCCUAAACCCUGACCGUAAUACUAACCUGAAGCAGGAUUUAUUGGUGCUCAUAAAUUUCGUCACGGUUUUUCAACUGUAGCCUGUCUUUGCAUAACAUAGGCAAUGAAUGUAAGCGCAAAGCAGUAUGAAUUUGUACACAAUAUCAGUGCAUAAGAGUAAGGUCAAGGUUCAAGACAAUGAAUAAACAGAUGAAAAACGUUUUCAUAAAAUCACAUAGGAAAGAGAGGGACGGAAUGUUAACUAUAACUCCAAAUCAUAGGUCUAAACCGUAACGCUAACACUAAAAAAUGAGCCUAACCCUAACCCUGCUGUUAUGGAGAACCCGAAGAAUAAUCGUGAUUCAUAACUUCAGCAGCCCUCGAAGCACCUAACAUUGAAUGUAUCCUCUAGCAGUAAUAUACUUAUUUAAAUCAGUAGUAGAACGUAAGUGUUUAGUUGUUGGUCAACCAAGAUCGCGUUUCCGAGCCCCGCCUUAACUGGCACACCCGAGCUACUGUUGACCCUCUCUGAUGAAACCAGGCAAACGCUGCCUGUAGAAUUAAGUGGUGGUAAAGUCUCGAAAACUAUGCAAAAAGUGAAUUACGUGGUUUCACGCAUCGCAGAAUGUAUCAUUGUUCAGUUUGUAGAAGUGAACCUAACAGAGGUUUUUGAACAUUUGCGAUAUUGCAUUCCUCUACCAAUGACAGUAGAAGAUAAGAACUUACAGACGAAAACCCACCUUCAGAUGAGGUCAAAGAAGAUGUCUGUUGAUGUGUUUUAACAGCAGAAGGGUAUUUCAUUCGAUUAAUUUUUGAAAAACUCGGUGACCUCAUUGGAAUCCGAACUCAUAUCUACAGGCGGAAGGCUUAAGUUCAGCCAACGCUCUAACCAACCGAGCAAUGAGUAAAACCGGGGAUUGUAAGUUUCAUCAUGCCUGUUUGAGCAGUAAGUUUGCUGCAUCAGAAUUAAUGGAUUCCAAGCGUUGCAGUAGACUGUGCGGGUAACAUGACCCAAGUGUGAUUAAACUCGCUAUUCCCGGCGGAGCUGCAGUAGAGUCCUUUUUACGCUGUGGUGGGGUCAAAUCUCACCAGGUCGCCAAAGUUUUCCGAAAUGAGACAAAUGAUUUAUUCGAAUCGGCCAUAACCAUCCCCCUCCAUAUUAAAUUGUUAUUUCUCUGGCAGGCAAAUAUCGCCCCCGAACAAUGGUUAACGUUAUGUAUGACGUCUCUCGUCGAUGUGAACAGUGCUGACAUGCAUACUGUGAAGUCGGGUGAAUCAGUUGCAAACGACGUCGUAAAUACUUGCAACCGAACGGUCACAUAUAACGUAAGCUGGUUUUUCAAGUCUGUUUCCCUCACAACUCUUUACUCAAAGACGUACGAGUAAAGACACAGUGUACGACCUAACUCUGCAUAUCACUUAUUACUGCCUUCUAAUUCUUACGAAAGUAGUGCUGUUUAGUUUUGGCAUACUGACUGCCUUUUUCAUGAAAACAUAAAUUUUCUCUUGAAUACCCCAGUCAGGUUAUUUAUUGGUUGGUACACACGCAACUUUGGCCUAUUUUACCUUUGCUGGCCAUCUUGGCGGCUUCCUUGUCUUCCACUGUUCUGCAUCAUUAUGUAUGGCCGUUGAGUCAGCAUUCCCACUUUACUCUUAUUGGGUUCGCCAAUGGCAUUCGACCUUGGGUUUCCAUUGGCUAUUUUGCUGCCUUGGUUUCUAACUUGGCGUGUUAUUGUGCAGGAACUAUAUGUAGCUUCCUUUAGUUUUUGGUGUUAAAUUUUACUAGAGUUCAAUACUACCUAUUCACGGAACUAGAACACUUUUCCGGAACUUAAUCGUGUUUCACCGCUAUAUAUAUGUAUAUAUAUAUAUAUGCGCAUGUUUGUGUUUCUGGUCUCAGCUGCUGGUGGUCAGGGUUAUGAUUGGCUGAAUGAAGGCAGAAUAAGCCCGAAACAGUGCUGUAUCAAUCUACCCGCAUUCUCUGUAUUCCCUCCUCGCUGCUAUUAUGACUUGGCCGACUUCGGCCUGGUAAUUGGUUGCCUGUUCGUGACCUUUGCCACACAUACGGAGCUUGUUUGCUUUGUGAAGCCAAUAGAUCGGCGUGCGCCCAUUCCUAAUUGAUAAAUACCCGAUCUGCAGCGAUAGAGAAUGACAGGUGGCGAGUCACUGAUGAACUUCGGUUCGAUGAAGUGCUUAUGACCCAUCUGGUAGGCCUCAGUGGUGGACCGACUGCGCCAGGUGCGUCUGUGCGCAUGUUUGUGUUUCUGGUCCCAGCUGCUGGUAGUCAGGGUUAUGAUUGGCUGAAUGAAGGCAGAAUAGGCCCGAAACAGUGCUGUAUCAAUCUACCCGCAUUCUCUGUCGUCCCUCCUCGCUGCUAUUAUAACUUGGCCGACUUCGGCCUGGUAAUUGGUUGCCUGUUUGUGACCUUUGCCACACAUACGGAGCUUGUUUGCUUUGUGAAGCCAAUAGAUCGGCGUGCGCCCAUUCCUGAUUGAUAUAUAUAUAUAUACAUAUAGUAAAUGGGCUCGUCCGUCACGUAAUCGAUCAGUUCGACAAGAAGAGACGCUCAUGCAUGAACAGCGAAACGAGUUUUAUCGUAGGCCGACAACGACGCAAUAUUCCACCUCAUCCAGAUUCCGCGGGAUAGGUCGUUAUGUAUUACGGGACCGUUGGAAGUAGGGGUUAUGUGAAUGGGGCUAAUGGAUGGAAAAGAGAACACAUGCAUAUACACCACCGUACAGGAAAGGGCUUCCAAGCAGAUUGGGGCGGAAAAGGAUGUCUGUUUCAGUUUUUUGGCCAACCACAAAGGAAGCAUUAGACCUGCGCUUAAAUUGGCAGUUAGUUGACAUACACCUGCUCCCAGCUGAAAAUUUUUAAAACGGAUACACACUUUCGCAACUUGGCUGCUCAGACAACAUGGUCGAGCUUAUACCUUGUAGAGGGCAGAAUAUGAUUCGGGUACAAUUCGUCGAAAAUUUCUUUCUUAUAUACGUUUGUUUGUAGAAAACGUCUGUGAUCUGAAGCUUCCUACGCCCGUGUAAUGUGACCUUGCACAGGCUAGAACCCAACUAAGUGAAGGUGAUAGGUACUUGUACUUACGAGCUCAGAAACUCGCUAUACUUGCGUUAAUACUUAGGUUGCAGCUUAAUUGGGGCAGAAUUACUCUUCAUCAAUGAAAUAAACGAAAUUGGAACACGACAAUUCCGGUGGCCAUUCAUUUGAUCGAAAUUAAUUUUAGCACUUUCUAAUGUUUCAACGGACAAAUUUAGGUUUUUCCUGCUUGUGAAUACUAACUCUAGCCUCCAGUAAACAAGGCGGGUGAACGAACCAGUACAUUUACUUCUACGAUAACAUGUGAACGUACACACAAAAACGGCCAGGAAAGGCCGUUUGUCUUUGUACCCCAUGGGAAGUAGCUGAGAGCUUACGGAAAACACCAAGAGAUCUGAGGCGGAAAAAACCUCAUUUAAAACGGUUGGUAAAAACUUUUGAUCUGCAGUUUACAACAACGUAUGCUCCUGCUCAAACUCAAAGACCGACUCCUCCACAUAAUCAGCAAUAAAAGCAGCGUUGGCUAUUGAGUAGAUUAGAACGUCUUCCCCACGUUUCUGUGGGUCUGUGCGGUUUUCCGCAUAUGUCAAUUAGCGACCCUGAGGCAAUCGCCGUAUCGUCAACCAGUAUUAACUGUCUGGGAAAAUAGAUUCCCCAAGAUCAGUAGAUGGCGUUGCGAAAUUCGCCCGUGCCAACGCCUAUUGCCCUGCAAACCCACGGAUUUGAAGUGGGCGCUACCGAGGUUAUGGGCCGGAACGAUAAUCCAUAGUUCGUGCGUCAGAAACGGUUAGGGCACCUGGCUAUGCGAAACUACGUCUUACACGUGACCUUGUUUAUAAUGAUGCAGAGUUGCUCCGCACAUACCCCACAAUGCCUUUUCAUACAUUUCGCCUCAGAACAACCAGAAGAGAACAUGAACAUGACAGAUCGACCGUCGCGUCCGACCAUGUUCACCGUCUGUUCCAUAGAAAGGUGACACAGGCAUGGUGACUUGAGAUGAAUUAAUUUAUAGUUAGGGUGGGCUUAUUCAGCACUCGCUGCACUCUCUCCUCCGCAUCCCCACCCAAGCCCUGUGUCAAGACGGUCAAGAAGAUCGGAGGCGGGGAAGGGCGCAAGUGACUGGCACGGCUGGACGCACACGUGGGCGUACCACCACAACCCCUGGUCCACAGUAAGCACACUCGACCAGGAUUUUAACGAGCAGCAAAACAAGGGAGUCAGAAAAAGGAGGACAACCAUGCCCACAACCUGUACAUCUAGCAGGGGCGCAAGCGCAUUUGCCGGCAGGGCACCAAGUAACAGGGGACUGCCAGCGCACACAAGGGUGGCCAUGGUUUGCUGAUCAGCGCAUAGCAGACGCUUACAUUCUUUUAGGCCACGGAUUUGUUGUGGGCGCUGCCGAUAUUAUGGGCCGAGGCGAUAAUCCAUCGUUCGUGCGUCACAGACAGCCAAGUUAGUCACUGCUGCAUUGGGCGAGAGCAACCAUGACUUGCCCGUGAUCCUGUUUAUAGUAAAGCGGAAUGAUGCUGUAUAAAUCCCACCAAACCUCUUCAUACAUAACGCCUCAUUACGACCGGAAGAGGACGCGAACACGUUGGCCGACAGAGAUAAACAACCAGCUGGCAUUCCUGGACGCCCUCCUUUGCCGCAAAGACUGCGUAAUAACCGCGUAAUAUUCACGAACCGCCAACAGUCAGCCCCAAGUAUAGAAUUGUGUAAUUAUUUACCGUACGGACAACAGAGGUUGGCUAUGCAUAUGCUACGAGAAAACUACGAGAGAAGGAAGUUCGCGGAGCAGAUGAGGGUGGCAAAGGCUGUCCGUGUCAUGCCGACUACAGGUAAAGGUGGGCACAGUUGCUGGAGUAGCGAUACAUAGGGAGUCACAGACUGUGCAACCGGAAUGACGUAUGCCAACACCCAACUUGACCCCCGUUUAGUUCUAAAGCAACCGCGACCAACCAGCCAACCUGGCAGUCGUCUCGAAAACACCUGCCGAACAGAGGCAGAGAGCCACAAAAACUGGUAUUUGUGCCUGCGUCGCCCAAAUGACAUAGCCAGCGACUCAUCCUACGGAGAACAAAACUUAAUUCAAACAGAAGUCACUGGGAAUAUAUAUCUCAUGUUUAGUGGCUUGUAGGAAACCCUGCAUCUUGGGGUCUCAGAUCACCCGUAAAUUGGUGCUAUAAAUAUUACGUCAAAGGGGAGUCAUUACAAUUAUGAUGUCACAACAUAGCAGAACCGAAUUGCCCAAAUGAGGCAUGCGGAGAUCUAUCUUGGCCCUGUUUAAUUCCAGUGGAGCCGUGGCUCAGAUAUUUUGGGACAAGAUCUUAGCCUCUUAUCAGGAUGCAGAGCUGUCAAACGAUCUACAGGCAUAUCUACUUACCAUAGGCUUGUACGAUCUUACAGGCGGCUAUCUACAGUAGUACUCUACAUCCACGCUCCUUCGACAAUUUUGACCAACAGCCGACACGACAGCCGUCUCAAGAACAGCUGCUGAGCAGAGGUAGUGAACCACGCUUGUUCGAUGCAGCCGGGUGGACACAAAUUGACGAGCACAGCUAAGCCCUCCCCGCUUUUAUGGUGAUUACACUGAGUCCAAAUACCCGCCUAUGUGACUAGAAGGUUCAGAGCCGCAAAUGAAGCUAUCCCAGCGGUCGUCUUCCCUCCCCGAUUCAGUUAUCUAGGAAAGGGCAUCUCGCUAAACUGUUCACCGGCUUGCAGUAUCUACACCCAAUAUGGACUUUUAAAAUUCAAAUGCAUGCAGAUUUCAUUUUCUGAAGGACGUUUUGCAAAACUCGCAGUCUCCUUUUCUCCUUCUCAGUAUCUCAGCAAACAUUAUUCUUUACUUUUUUAUCUAGGGAACCCCAGUAUAUAUCAAACCUUUGAAUGUGCCAAUGCAUUCCCUUAAAAGUAAACUGAUUGAGCUGCUGCGAACGCUGCGGGAGGUGCGCAACAAAAAUGUGAACACGUUUGUUGGGUGUUAUCUGGACACGGAUACCUUCAACCUCGUCUAUGCGUAUUGCAGUCAUGGCAGCCUCAGGGUCAGUCAUUCCGCAUGAUAAUUACGUGUUAUGCUCGUUUUCAGCAUUACGUUUGGCGUAAGAUUGCCUCUAGACAGUAACCAAUGGUCAAGCACACUUUGUACUGAAGAGAGCAGGGGGAAUUAACGUUUUUCAGAAACCUGAGGUAGAGGAAUAAUAUGCCUCCCUUAAUAUACCAGGACGGUUUAUGAAGUAAGCUCUGGUGGUCCAAGAACUUCCCCAGGGAGACAGACCACUAGCAGGCAAGUCAGUUAUUGGGUGUCUAGUUACCCUUCCUCUGAUCUGUCUUCGUGGCGGCUCGCAGAGAUGGAGGGGAGGGAGGACGGUAGGUUAAUGGGGCUGCGGACAGUUGUAUUAUCAGUCGUUCACGCGCAGUGUGAGCAGGCUUGAGUGAUCCGUGACCGGAGGCCCUCACAACGGGAGCCUAGACCAACAUGGCGAUUGACGUUGUCCGCACUGAAGUACCAACGCUCGGGAGAAUACCAGUUAAUUCAAAAAGUGCAAACAAUAACCACAUAACAGAUGGUGAAAUACCGAUCGUUAUCUGACAUGUCGGAGUCAGUCAAGACUUUAUUGUGCAGUGCCCGAGUGUACAGUCUUACUUCAAAUGUGUUAAAGUUCUGUUGUUACUACAUGUCGCGUUGGUUGCACAAUUGUUACCUUAUAUACGAUUCCCUUUAUGCUGAACUGUUUAUCUUUCUCCUUUACAAGGAUAUUCUGGAAACUAAAAGAGUUGUUUUGGACGUCGAGUUCAAGCAUUCACUCAUUAAAGAUUUGGUAAAGGUGAGAUGUAAUGUCGGAUAUAUUUGUGCAAUAUUAAAAUGUCAUGACCGCUACCAGUAUUGCCAGUAUGCACGUCAUUCAGAGAGCAGAGGUAGGCCAGUCUGAUUCGAAUUUAUCGCGCGACACACCCGUUUUGCCUGUGUCGUUCGUGCCCUUAUGUUUGCCACAAUAGCACCAUUGAAGUUAAUUUCAAAUGCUGCUUUUUCACAAAAAAUAAGUUAGUUACACACAGUAGCAUCUGACAACUACCAAGAUGUUUGUGUGCGUCCUCUGUUUGCUCGGCCUUCCGGUCUGUCAAUAAAGCAUUUUCAGUCACUUCUUCCAGCCAGCUGGAAACUACAGGGAAUUACCUUGCUAUGCCUUUUACACAGCCAGUCCUAAUGCCAUUGCUUAGGGAAUGAGCUACAUUCACAAGUCCGUCGUUACAACGCAUGGACGGUUGAAAUCUACAAACUGCGUCGUCGAUGGACGUUGGGUGUUAAAAAUUACUGACUACGGCAUUGGCAGUGUGAAUGCUCUCUACGGAAUAUAUGAGAAAGCAGACCCAGAAGGUGAGAAUGUUGUUCUCUUAAACGUGGUAGGAGUUAGCUCGAAACAUUUAAAUUGACGUGUAUUCUCUCAUUCCUUCUCAUUAAAACUUACAGCGCUCAAAUGUGUGCCCUCACUCUAGCUGUUCUCUCACCAGUACUGUUUUUCCCAGGAAGGUUUGUUUUACACUCUGAAUUUCAACGACUACGACCGGAUAUUUCGCCAGCGCUUUGGCUUUUUAAUCGUAACUUCAGACAUCUGUUAUGACAGUUUAAUCUGCUAUGCCACAAUCAGAAAACUAUGGCCCGCGCAGCCUGACACCUGGUACCUGGUCCCCUGCGCUUGCGCUCCCGCUGGGCAUACAGACCGUGUGCAUGUCUGUCCACUCGUUCUCGUCGUCUUUCUGAUCCGUUUUGAUGCUGCCACUAGGUAAAUCCUGGCCAAAUGUUUGCUGCAGACCAGCGGGUUUUGUGGCACGCCUAGGUGCGGGCCCGGCCGUACCAGUUACCUGCACCCUCUACCGCCUCCAGUCUUCCUGACUUUGCUUUGACACUGCACUAGUGUGCGGUAGACGCUACGAAAGUCUACUCUACUAAUCCACGUUCAAGUCACCGUGCCUGCCCCCACCUUGCUAUGGAGUACAUGGUGGACAUUGUGGACCACGAUAGUCGAACUAUAUAGGACAGUUUGAAAACAAAUGUUUAUGCAUUUUUGCAUCAGUACAAUAAAUGAGUCAAAAUUGGCACAAAGCCAAAACCGACUUUUUCCGCCAUCUGAAACCAGAAGCACAAACAGACGUACACAAAAGGGGCAAAUGUUUUAGGCGAAGACCGGAGAGGAGGACAUGCAUUUAGGCUGGCCGACUGAAGCAGGAUAAUCCCGAAACAGCGCUGUAGCAAUCCGCUAGAAUCACUGAAGAUUGGCUAUUUCCUUGUGUGUUGGCUGAGUUCGACCUCACAGGUUGCUGCAAGUUCGAGAGCUCUGUGACAAAUUCGGGUCAUCCGUGUUUCGGGAAGCCAACGGAACGCCGUGCGUCCAUUUGUGUAUGUAGGGGUACACGAUCUGCAGUGACAGAUGAUGCCAAGUGUCGAGGCACUGAUAAACAAUGGAUCCCUGAACUGCUUAUGACCCCUUUGAAGGACGGCCUCCGGGAUACACCUGGACGUGCGUGGGCGCACGUUUUUGCGUUCCAACCCCCAGAUCCUGGUUGGAAUUAUGGUGGGCUAAAUAAAGACCUAAGAACUCCAAAACAGUUCUGUAUUAAUCUACCCGAAUUUCUGUCUUCAGUCUCUCCUAUCUGUAUGUACGGCGGCUGAUUCUUACUGACAGAGGCAACGAAGCCAAAAAUGACCAUUCCAGUUCCCCUUGUCUUUGUCGGUAAUAUUACUCUGCACAUACAUAAAGAAAGAGGUUCUUCGGAAAAAUCAAAUUAUACUAAUGAAUUUUCCGGUUGGUGAUACCAACCUGUCGUCAGACGAAACAAAGACAAAUAAGAAAGUAAGACAGUCACGUCAGACUAGUAGGCGCAACAGAACAGAUACUGGUGGGCGAGGUGGGCGCAGGGUUACAGCGCGUUCUGAACUGCGGUGUUUGUCAUUGUCAGAGGUAGUAACACUGGAUUUGCCACUUCUCACUUGUUAGCCACCUUCAUCCGGCGAUAUAUCGGCUGUGGUUUGUUACCCGAGUUCAGCGCUUAGUGAGAUUACUUUGCAAGAAAAAGCAUGUUAGACCGAAGCUAUAAAAGUUUGUUGCUGAGCUGAGGAGUGCGGUUUCACGAGUGAGCAUUAUGUAGAAUACGACCGUUCGUCACAUUCACAAUGCCUAUUUCGUGAGGUCUCACACCUCUUUCUCAGAUCCAUCAUAAUCCAUAAUUUUAUCAACAGUUCUACGACAAGCGAGAAAAGACGUUCAUUUAAGUUCAUCCUUAGUGUUUUCCAAAGUUUAAGUCGGUCUAAAUACGGUUAUUGUUACGCCCAUCUGAAGUCGAAACUAUGAUCGCUUUCCUGUUUUAUUAAGAUCUGCUGUGGACGGCCCCCGAACUUCUGCGUGAAGGCAUUGUAAGGAUUGCGGGGACUCAAAAAGGGGACGUCUACUCCUUCGGCAUAAUUCUUCAGGAGAUUCUCUGCUGCUCCGAACCCUUCCCUGAUUGCGACCUCUCGGCAGAGGAAAUUGUCGAGAAGGUUCGUGCAGGCGAUCCGCCCUUUAGGCCUGAGGUACGUUUUCAAAAUGUACGCACGUGCGGGUAUGACGCCGAUGGGGCAACUACACGAAGAUAUGACCGCUUAACUGCAGUAGACUUUUCUUUCGUUCCGCCCUUCGAGAAUUUGAAUUUUUUGCCAUCGUUUAAAGACGCACGAAUAAUGUUCACGGUCUAGGUCGACAGACAAUAUCGUCUCCCGUGCACUUGGGAGCAGGGGUUUAGCAUGGCAAUAUCAUGUAGCUAAAACGAUCAGUCGACAAGAAUACGAGCAAAAAGCCAAAACCUUGGCUUUUAUAACUUCGGAUUCCCUCCACCUAUGUGGGGUAAACAAAUGUUCGAGGAUUCUGACGCCUGUAAUAUGGGCAACCCCUACCCUCAUACUCUUGUACUUAUACACAACUCUGACGCUUUUAUUCCAUCGAGCGUACAGUAGAUGGGCUAAAUCAGGAAAUCUUAACAGAAAUUCCGGAAUGCAUUUUCGUUUCAAAAAAUUAAUUAAAUAGAGUUGUAAAAGCGAUCAUCGUAGAGCAUAACCCUAUAAUAACUCGGUUGCCUCGGACGCCAGCUUUCGGACUAACUUCUUUCCGGAUGCACCUAGAAACCAUACUCCGCAAAGAUGACUACUGAAAUAGCAUUCAUUUUCUCGUUAAUUUUCGACGCCCUCAAAAAUCAAUUUGGUUGUGAGAGCGCUCACAAGAAAGACAACCGACCUUGAUGCUACAUUGCUCGCGUGUGUACGCAGGCAUGUUUGUGCGCGCAGAUAAGGUUGGGUGAUCGGGGGACAAUCCACACAUAACGCAACUUGUAAUCAAUGCAGUCUGUAGUUCUAUUAUGUCGAGGCUGUUGUACAUUCCACUGGUGCUUUAGGCAAACAUUUUAAAUCACAUGGUUUAUGACUGGCCAGCAAGUAAUCCAGAAAAAAUUGUUUUGGUUUUAAGGUGAACAUUCCGGAGAUCCCAUAUUUUUACAAGGAUCUAAUGCGAUCUUGCUGGACAGAAAACCCAGAUUUCCGUCCGACAUUCCAGGAAAUUAUCGUACAACUGGAACAGUAUAACAGUGGAAAGUGAGUUCCGCUCUCAUGCCUUCCAAUACUCUGCAGCCUAUAGUCCUAUGAACGAGGUCAAUUCGGAUAGGUAAUUGGACAGUGUUUAAUGAGUUAAAAGUCAAAACUAACCCGGAAUCGCUUUAGCACUUGAGAAUUGCGUUUGAACUGGACUCCAAAUUAGUCCCAUCUUUCAGGUUUGAAAUCCCCAGAGCAGUAUGGGAGACUGCAUUUAUACGCAAUGCCAACCUUUGAGUAACUUAACUUUCUGGACUGUCCGUGUAAUGUGCAUUUGAUAAGUGGACCAAUUGACGCCUUCAUUUGCCAAAUGUGGCGUUCUUAAUCAGUUCGUAGAAAAAAUAAAACGUGCAAAACUGUUGAAUAUGUACAAUGAAUCUACACAACCUGUUACUCUUCCAAUCAAGCUGAACUUUCAUAACGCCGAGAAGUAAUUGCCCAUCGCUUGUUUGCACGCAGCAACAAGACUCAUCCAUGCAACACGGAGCUUCCUGGUUUGAUCAGAUCAGAUCAGAUUUAUUAAGGGAAAGGUAGGCGAGCGCCUUUGAACUCCGUUUUGUUUACAAUAACUUCAUAAAAAACAAUGUGUAUGGCAAGUGUGAAAAAAAUUAGGUAAGUAACUACAUACAACAAGCAUUGGUCACUGGUAUGAAUUUGUCUGUGAAUGCCUUCUAUGUCAAAAUUGUACAAUAUCCAGUACAGUACUGAAUGGACCAAGUAAUAUCGAAGCAAGCGCAUAUGUGGCGGUCAGGAGAUAGCGAAAAUUGUAAAACGUAAUGUUACUAAAAUAUAGGGAGUAGCAUGCUUUGUAACAUAAAACGUUGGGUGGGACGGGUGGUGGUAGCCCUUCCCGUGCGGAAAACUCCCAGCUACCUGUCUUACGGGACCGGUGGUAAUAAGGGCUAUACGGGUGGGGCAAAUGAGCGGACGCGUAAAUGGCGCUUGUAGUGCAUGCCUGGAAUUGACGCCCCUGCCAAAGUGAAAGCCUAAUUUACAUUUGGGGAAAAAUGCAAGAAGUGUAUGGAAAUGAGCAUGGCUAAUGAGAACGGUAUGCGGAACAAAUGCAUCCUUAUCCCAUAUUUACGUGUGGGGGGUGCAAUGCAAUGAAUCUAUAUAGGCAUUUUUGCAGCGCCUCGUUCUCGGGGCGGUUAAAGUGAACAAGAAAGUCACCCUGACAGGGCUUCUGCGCGUGCACUCCCAGACAUAAUGAGAACGCAAUCACAGCUACUGAAAUCGAGCCAGUAGGUACAAUUGUAGAAUCAUAGGCAGGACUCGAUAGGAGAAACCUCAAGCUACCCCCGCAAAUGAUCGCUGGCCCACUAAACUGCAGCCGGCGCUGAUCGCAAGGGCGGAAAGUAAACACUCCGGGUCAGACUGGCGUUGUAGUUGUAGUUGCUGUUGUAGUCUGAACGCAAGUGCGUGAUGUGGUAGGGGAAGUGCGCCCAGUUCAAACCCAACAGUGUCGAAGCGUGGGAAGGGGGGUCCUAGUGCCUUGAACUGGAAGUGCAGGAAAGGAUCGCUAACUGGCCAUGGCGGAGUUAACGAGGCGUCCCAGUUUUCACCCAAACCCCUGAGACGAAAUACAAUCCGGCUGUUGGUAAUGGCGGGGGAGGGGGUGGAGGGCAACACUCUGUCAAUACGACUGAUACAGUAGGUGGAGUAGCGGUAGACACCCUAUCUGCGCGUCGGUUAUCCUUUCGUACACGAUUAUACCGGACUCUGCAGGAGGUCUGGAGUAAAAAGACUCAAGGACGCAGACAAACCGACAAAAGGGAGACCCGCGCCAUUCCUCCUAGGAUGGUAAUGAGAAGCAUGAUGAACCAUAAUUCGCUUGGGAUUAAUCUUUCGCCAUCUACUAAAGAUUUACGAGUGGGAGGUGCAAUGAAAUGAAUCUAUUUAGGCAUUCUUGCAGCCCCUAGUUCUCAGGACGGUUAAAGUGAACAAGAAAGUCACCCCGACAGGGCUUCUGUGCGUGCACUCCCAGACAUAAUGAUAACGCAAUCGCUGCUACUGAAAUCGAGCCAGUAGGUGUAAUUGUAGAAUCAGUAGGCAGGUCUACUAACUAGCAUCCGGCCAGCUUCUUUCUAGCGCAAUAAGUAGGUUUGCGUUAAUAUUUCAUCUUCUCUGUAGAAAGGCCAACAUUAUUGACCAUAUGCUGAAUAUGAUGGAAAAAUACUCAGCAGAUUUGGAAUCCCAAGUGCGAGAGCGGACGUUGGAACUCGAGGAAGAGAAAGUAAAAACAGAAGAACUGAUCGCAAGAAUGCUGCCACUGUGAGUUUACUACAAAGCAAUUUUAUGGCACCAUGGGCUAGUUUUUGAUCGCAUAACGACAAUGUUUUGCCUUAUGCCUACCUGAGUGAAUCAUUACCUCUCACCUACUGCAGGUUGAUGAAAAAGUCCCUAAGAUAAAACGGAAUCAAAAGUUGCAUAUAAUAAGAUGAUGAUGGCUAUGAAAAAACAAAGUUUUUACUAUUACAGUGACUGAGAACGCACACUAGGGAUGUUCCCAAUAGUUUACCUAUCACCCGGUACAGAAUCCAGGAUCUAUGACAGAUGUAUUGUUUUUUUUGUUCCACCUCUGUAGGUUGGACUGGAUUAAUAAACAUUCAGCUUUUCAACCUCCUCAGAAAGCAACAGUUAACUUGGAGUAAAUCAGUCGGAUUAAAGCCCUAUAGGCUCAUUUUGAAAGUUGCUGUGACUGUUUGAGCCGAAAACAAUCAGCUACACGGGGAUAACCGCGUAAUAUUUAUAAGCUACUAGCAGUCAUCCACUAGUUUGCAAACGUGUUCCGACGCACCCCUCGCAGCUGUGUCAUGCAGCGGCAGAAUAUUGGCGAAACAGUUGUCUGGGGGUUAACCUGAUAUCUGUGGUUUUCAGUAUGAUAAAUCAAGCUGAAUUAAGCAAUUGUGAAACUAACUAUAAACUGUUUCGGCCGAUAAACCAACAGAAAAUUGUUACAGAGAUAGUAAUUUAAGUAAGGCACUAUCAGUUAUUGUACGGCUCCUACCCUACCUUGCAGGCGUCGAAAAAUCCCCAAGAGUGUCUAUCACUUUACAAAAUACCAAACAAACUCACAUUUCUCAGUGGCCAUUCGUUGAAAUUUAAGAGAAGUCGUCGGAGUAUGUUAAUUUUGAAAGACCUACUGCUUGCCAAAUGAUAAAGCAGUACAGGAUCACAAUUUGUCACACAAAACUAAACAUAAUACUAAACAUCAGACACUACUAAAUUCACCGUUGACACAAUAGCAUCGAUAGCAAGGCAGAUAAGUGUAUCCUAAUAUGUGAGUGUAAUCAAGGUCACCGUAUUACUUUCAUUUUAUGGCCGACGAUUAGCUGACGGCGAAUGGGUUCUCAUUAUCCCCAUUUUUUCCUUUUGCAAACUCACAUAAAUCGAGGUGGAAUUGAUAGGGCAUGCCGCAAAAUGUGCUGUAAUUUGUGGAUGAUGUCAAGUUCACUCUAUUAUCGUCAUUCGGUGGCCACUCCAAUUGUCGAAAAUUAUUUGCUGGCCGUUUUGCGUCUCACUAUGCUAGUUUUUCCUUUUGCAAAUAUUUAAAAUAGACCUUAUUUGCAUUGCCACAGAUCUGUUGCACAGGCGCUGAUAGCUGGCAACACCGUGGCCCCAGAAGCCUUCGACGAGGUCACCAUCUACUUCAGUGACAUCGUUGGCUUCACAGCAAUUUCAGCCUGGUCUACACCUCUGCAAAUCGUUGAUCUACUCAAUGCGCUCUAUUCCACCUUCGACUCAACAAUUGCGAAAUUCGACGUCUACAAGGUACCGGCAUAGAGAUCAGACGUCUGUAUUAGUUCCCUUCCUUCUUGCAAUUAGAUGUUACCACCGACACAGACGUCCUGGUUCAAAAAUUCAACAAUGCACACCCCUCGCCAACGUUCUCUGCAGAGUUUGAGGCAAAUAAUGAAAUCGCGUUCCUCGAUAUUCUUCUGCACCGACAAGAGAAUGGGUCUAUCCAACGUAGGGUAUUCCGAAAGAAAACCUGGACCGGACAAUACAUUAAUUUUCACAGUGUUGUUCCCCUAAAUAUUAAACGCAAUUUAGUCCAUGGAUUGACAGCUAGAGUACGACAUAUCUGCUCUCCUGAGACUGUUGAGGCAGAACUUCAGCGGUUGCGGGAUAUAUUCCACGAAAACGGAUACCCAGAAAGAUUUAUCCUCCGAAAUAUAGGGGAGCGCACUGCAAAGCCCACCAUGGCAACUGCAGAAAAGAAGGACUUAUUUAUAAGACUGCCUUUUCAAGGGGACGCAGCAAGUGACCUAGUAAGAAGACGUCUGAAGACAGCGACCACUAGCGCUUUCCCCGCGGCGAACUUACGUGUAUGUUUCACAAACUCUCCCCUCCUACGCUUGGGAGGUAAAGACCGACUCCCGUCGCAGGCCACAUCGAUGUGUAUUUACUCAUUCACUUUCUCCUGUGGAGCGGGAUACAUUGGCCGUGCAACGAGGCGCCUGGAAAAGAGAGCACGUGAACACUUACCGGCCUGGCUAGGCAGAGGUGAAAAGAAAUCGAUCUCGAGUUCUAUCCUGGCACAUCUUGUCCAUACGAAUCACCGAGUCGAUGCCAAAGAAGACCUUCAGGUUGUCUACCGGACACCAGCAUGCUUCCCCAGGGGCCUACGCCAACGGGUGCUAGCUACAGUCUAAGCAGUGACUAUACGGCUAGCCAAUCCAGUGCUAUGCUGUCAGAAGACUCUGACACAGGCACUCUGUCUUCCGUGGCCAACGCCGACCCAACCUCUUGAUGGCAGUGGUGCGUGCACAACGCACCCGACGUACAAACAUUACUCACAGCCUAUGUCCCCCCUCUACCUCGCCCCCUUGACCCAAUGACUGACCAAGCCAUAGCACGCCCCGUCAUGCGAGUGCGUGGGGAUGAUGGGUGUUAAUAGUUCCUGAAUCACUUAUAAGCUCUGUAACUUUACAUAAUUUAAACUUCUACGUAACCGUUUUGGCCUGAUGAAGAGUUACCGAAAACACGUUUGCCAAAGUGACUUUUCAAUUGUAACAUGGGAAUAUUGGCUGAAAUUAGGAAUAUGUUUGCUGAUUGUUGCACUCCGAGAAUUCCAAAAGCCCUUUCAAAAGAUCCUACACUGAGGGUAGUGGAUCACUGCAGAAGUCCUUAUAAAAUAUAUAGAAAGGGAGAAAAUAGACUGGCUAAUAGAAAGUAUUUUUAAGAGAUGGUUCCAUAAUAUGACCUUGUCUUUCUCGUCUGGGACUUGCUGUUUCAGCACUGUUUUUUCAUUUCAGGUUGAAACCAUAGGUGAUGCGUACAUGGUGGCCUCGGGGUUACCUAUCAGAAACGGCAGGCGGCACGCUGGUGAAAUCGCCACAGUGGCUCUGGAACUACUAAGUGUGGUUGGAUCAUUUGUCAUUCCACACAUGCCACAGAUUCCCAUUUUGCUCCGCAUUGGAAUACACUCUGGUAACUGGCACUGCGCUUGGUGCCCUAGUAUACUUUGCGAAACCACAAAAUCGAACCACAGGUAGACAUAGGCCUAGAUGUACCCAAAACAAUUUUAGAAAUUGUUAGUAUUCAGAUGUCAUUUGUUGCAACGCUUUGGUGUGAAGGUCCUGGACACUGAACGGUGUGUUAAUCAAUCGCCUUUUGUUUUUGCACGCCCUGCGCAUGCUGAUUUUCAGAAGCCGAAUUAUUUUGUGUAUUUCAGAAGUAUAACCAUGACUCCCUUCACAUUCAUCGAUCGGUUUUACAAGACAAGCUGUAAGAAUAAGCAGGAAGUCGUAUUUCUGAUACGCCAAUCUAAUAGCACAAUGUCUUAAUAAGCACUAUAUAUCUCACGCGAACGAUGAAUCCGUUGAGAAUUAUGAUGUAUUAUGCUGACUCCGUAACUUCCUUUUCUGCCAUAGUCGCCAUUCGGUUUAAUUCGUUUAAUCAAAAGCACGCCAUAAUCAAGCGUUUGGUCUCCCGCACAAACUUCAACUUGUAAAGCUGUACUCAAUAAAUUCUAAAAAAGAUAUCUGUUAAGGGACAUGCAAAAGGCUUUAACACCUAAACCGAUUCAACUGAAAAGAAACAAAAAUUUAGCUUGCAUACCCAAAUUAGGUCAGACCCUAACCUAGACUAUUUCGCCAGUAUUCUAUUGAACACAGAAGCCGACGAACAACACCAGGUCUUCAGGCUCCCGCAAAAUCCUAUCUGAAACCUGAGUCCCUAGUUUAGGACGGUUGAACAGAGGGAUGCAAAAAUGUGAUUUUUCUCCAAGGUACUGGACGUCAUUAAAGUGUUUAAACUCUCCUGAAAAACCCUUUUCCCUCUUUAACUCUAUAUGCGACAGCCCGAACUGAGUCUUUUUUUCGCUAGGACGAUCUAACUUUGCUUUUUAUGUGCAUAAGCAUUUUAAGCCAGUCUUUGGCAUCUUCCUAUGGUUGUUUAAUCCUAUCGUGGAAGCUCAAAAGGCUCUGAACUAAUCUACGGACAAGGUAAACCACUUUCAACAGUUCAUUUAUGUUGUGCAGAAGCAGAACUUCGUUUUACAUUUGAAAAUAUGGUUAUUAUUUUCGUCCUAUUCUCCGUAGGCGCCUGUGUUGCUGGAGUGAUCGGCCUGACCAUGCCGAGGUAUUGUCUGUUCGGUGACACAAUUAAUACUGCAUCCCGGAUUGAGUCGUCUGGGGAAGGUGAGCAUCUUCGCAAAAGACUUUUUAAAAAAAUGUCAGAUGGAAGUUGGAAGUGCACCUUUCUAUGGCUACUUUUCGUAUGUCGUCGCUAUGUACACGGAGUAAAAAUACUAUCCUAAGGCAAAUGGGCGUUUUAAUUUUAUAUUGCUAACUUACCCAUCUGUAAAUGCUUUAUAGGUGGCAUCUGGGUUUUAGAAAUUGUGAUAUAUAAACUCGCAAUUCCGUUUUUGAUGUCACUCAGAAAUACGACUGACAAACUACGGACACCUAGGAAGAAAUUUGGCACCGUCUACAUGCUUCAAUUAGAGCUCAAAUCGUUCCUAUCUUGUGCCAUGCAAAAAAUGAACCCCAUUUUUUCAUUUCUUUGGAAUGUUAAAUUAACGAUAACUCCUAUCAUGCAGGUUUAUCCAUUAAAAAUGAUGUAACGACCAACGAAGAAAACGAUUUUUCACUCAGAUCCAAUUGACUGGCUGCUUGCAUGGGCCUUGAAGCAGAAAGAUUUGUGCAAAGUACUUGAGUAUAGAAUCUCGUUUAAGCGUAAUUACUGAAUUCCAUAUUAUAACUGCGGUUGAAAUCAUCGGUCAGUUUUGAAGUAUUUAACGACUCACAAUAUUCAGAAAAUUAUGCUUUAUGGAAUUCUGCUUCAUCGUGUAGAGUAGUCGAUUGCCAGAAAAUGACUUCACCGUUUUCGUAAAAGCAAGAUCAGUAACGGAUCUUUAUACGCAAAGUCUAUAUUAAAGUGUUUAAUUAUAUCGUGGUCAAAACUAUACAUUUUUAUUUAUAUAAAUUACAGUAAAUUUGCUAACGCAUAAAAUGUUAACUAAAGUUUUGCAAUGCGUUUCCGACACAAAAAGCUAACUUAAGUAGGAUUAUAGUAUUAAUCACCGUUCAGUACAAUUCUAAGAUACUUCAGGUACUUCUGGAUGCCAGCUCCCGAACGAAUUUAUUUCCGGUCGCCUAAAAAACCAUACUCUGAAAAAAAUGUCCACUUAAAUUGAAUCCUAUAUAGUAUUCUUUGAGUAACGUAUAGAAAUAUAUGAUUUGUCAUAAACUUAGAAUUGACAGCUUGUAGUUUUGAAAACCUGAAUUGAAGUGUAACUACAGGCCGGGUUCAGAAUCUCCCAGGAAUCAGAAAAGUCCUGUAAAGUCGAAUUAUACCCUUCUUUCAAGAAUAAAAUUGGAAGAUAACAUAAUUUUCUACAGCACAGAUAGAGGAACAAAUAUUUUAUGCCCAUUUUCUUCGAAGUAUAUUUAAAUUAAUAAGGGCAUCGGAAGUCGAUUUAAAAAAAUCAUUCUAAUUAAGUGGUCAUUUAUAAGAGUGUGGUUUUUGUAGGCGGCCCCAAGGAAGUUUGCUCGGAAGCCGGCAUCCGGAAAUACCUGAAAUAUCUUACGAUUGUGCUGCACGGUGAUUAAUACUACAACCCUACUUAAGCAAUCUUUUUGAGUAGGAAAGGAAUUUAAGAAUUUUGCUUAGCGUUUCAUGAGUUAGCGCGCCGACUGCAAUUGCCAUCCUUCACUCAACAUUAUUUAACUCUACGCCCACGGUGUGUGUUUUAGUUUUGGCUUCAUUUUCGUUGCUCCAAAUUCAUUGGCAACAUUACAACCAUGAUCUUUUAAACCCUCAGUACUAUGAGAAAGUCCAGAAAUGUUUACACGCUUCUCAGAAAAUACAUGAAGCGAUUAAAAAAAUAACAUUGCAGUACACCUCACUGCUGUGAGAAACUCCUGAGCUACUGAUGUGUUUUUGCAAACGACGUAGAAAGCCUGUGAAAGUACGGUGAGUGGCUAAAAUUCUGAAAUGCGCUUUCGAUUAGGAAGGAUUACUUAGACGCGAUUAUAAUACUGCAUAUCUUACGGCAUAAUGCUAUAAUCCUUUGCACUCGGCAGGACGCCAACCUUUGAAUGCAUUGCUUUUCGAUCUCUUGUGGAAACUGUACUCGUAAAAAAGACGACUUAAGUAGCAUGCAUUUUUCGAACUGAUUUUCUGUGGUCUUGCAGAUUCAAAAAUAAUUUAUAGAAACUGCAAACAAGAAUAUGCAUUAUUUAAGUCGUUUGAUAGAGAAUCACGUCAUCUUGGUAUUUUCUACUCGAAAGCAUAAGGUACGCCAGAAUAUUAUUCCCAUGUACGCAUAAUUGGAAGUUAAAAACGAGUUUAAAUCUGUUCUCUCACAGAAAGACAGGCAUUGUCUUAUUCAGAGAGACCCACGCCGCUGUCAACGAUUUUCAUCAUCGAGAUUAUCGCAACAUGAUUAGUUUUGUUAACAGGACACUUAGCCUUCAGAAUUUGGAGCAUUCAGGUCAUUUUACAUGAGCCAUCUUUUUAUAUGCCAUUCAAAGCACUGAGAAUACAUGUCAGCCCUUCAACAAAGACAAUACUGGACGAGCUCAAAGGAUACAAACUAGAAUACCGUGGCAAGAUGACUCUGAAGGGUCGAGGCGACGUGGACACAUAUUGGCUAGUGGGAAAAAGGGGUUUCAAGAAACCAAUAAAAAGGCCCCUUGAAAGUGAUGGGUAG